Molecule: messenger RNA, 3504 nt
Organism: Perognathus longimembris pacificus (Pacific pocket mouse)
Lineage: Eukaryota; Metazoa; Chordata; Mammalia; Rodentia; Heteromyidae
Gene: Baiap3
Product: BAI1 associated protein 3
Exons: 33
Coding region: 6-3455 (1149 amino acids)
Source: RefSeq, a predicted model, not a curated record
CCGCCAUGUCCACCCUGCUGGAGAUCAAGAGCAGCGUGCUCAGGCAGGUGCAGGCAUGCCCGUCCUUCCUCCGCAAGGCCGAGCAGGAGCCCGAGAGCAAUGCUGACCUUCAGGAGCCCGCCACGGGGGCCUGGAAACCUGGUGAUGGUGUGGAAUUCUUCGCCCACAUGCGCCUCAUCUUGAAGAAAGGGGAUGGCAGACAGGGCCUGCCCUGCCCCGAGGUCCUCUUACGCAGCGGCUCCCCAGCUCCCACUGAGCCUGUGGACCCCAACCGUGGCCUGAGAACACUAACCCAGGAGGAGGCAGAGAUGCUGUACGAGGAGGCCUUGUACACAGUCCUCCACCGGGCAGGCACCAUGGGCCCCGACCAGGUGGAUGAUGAGGCAGCCCUGCUGGGCUACCUUCAGCAGGUGUUUGGAACCAGCCCUGAGGAGCACGCUGAGGCCAUUGAGCGUGUGAAGAAGGCCAAGGCUCCCACAUAUGCCCUAAAAGUCUCGGUCAUGCGUGCCAAGAACCUUCUGGCCAAAGACCCCAAUGGCUUCAGCGACCCGUACUGCAUGCUGGGCAUCCUGCCCGCCUCGGGCGCCCCUCGGGAGCCCAGCGGGCAGAAGGAGCAGCGCUUCAGCUUCCGAAAGGGCAGCAAGCGCAGCGGCCCACUUCCUGCCAAGUGUAUCCAGGUCACCGAGGUCAAGAACAGCACGCUGAACCCUGUCUGGAAGGAGCACUUCCUAUUUGAGAUCGAGGAUGUUAACAUGGACCAGCUGCACCUGGAUAUCUGGGACCAUGAUGAUGACGUGUCCCUGGCAGAAGCCUGCAGGAAGCUGAACGAAGUGAUCGGCUUGAAAGGCAUGAGCAGGUACUUCAAACAGAUUGUCAAGUCAGCCCGUGCAAAUGGCACCGCAGGGCCCACUGAGGACCACACUGAUGACUUCCUGGGGUGCCUCAACAUUCCUGUCCGGGAGGUGCCCGUGGCCGGUGCUGACCGCUGGUUCAAGCUGGAACCUCGCUCCAGUGCCUCCCGCGUGCAGGGAGAUUGCCACCUGGUCCUCAAGCUGAUCACCACUCAGAGGGACACGGCCAUGAGCCAGCGUGGGCGAUCAGGCUUCCUGUCCUACCUGUUGCUGCUCAGUCGAGUGCUGCGAUUUGAGCACCGAAUAGAGGAGCCCAAUUCCAGCAGCUGGCGUGGUGAGCUCAGUGCACCUGGGAACACCGUUCUCUGCCUUCAUGGAGCCCAGAGCAACCUGUCACCCUUGCAACUAGCCGUGCUGCACUGGCAGGUCAGCAGUCGCCACCAUCAGACACGCACACUGGACUAUGGCUACCUGCUGGGGCUGCUGGAGGACAUGCAGGCACACUGGGAGGAGGCAGCUUCACUGCCCCAGGAACAGGAGGAAAGCCUGGCCGACAGCUUCUCUGCUUUCUCUGAGUUCGGGCUUCGGCUGCUGCGCCAGCUCCGAGAUUACUUCCCUGCCACCAACAGCACAGCGGUGUACCGCCUGGAGCUGCUGCUGAAAUGUUUGGACAAGCUGCAGCUCUUCCAGCCAUCCUUCGAGAUAUGUCCCUUUGAGACAGAGCUGAACAUGGACAUUGCUGCAGCCCUGAAGAGAGGGAACCGGGAGUGGUACGACAGGCUUCUGAAUGCCAAGAGUCCUCGAGAGCAGCCAGCACCGCAGCGCCUGCCUGGGCUCAUUGAGCUAGCAGAUAUCAUCUAUGAGGACCUGCAAUCUUGCUAUGGCAUCUAUGCCAGCCUCUUCCAUGGCAUCCUCAAGGUGGACUUCUUCACUCUUACCUUCCGGCAGCUGGAACGUUUGGUGGCUGAGGAGGCUUGGGUGCUGACAGAAGAGCUGAGCCCCAAGAUGAGUCUGGAGGUGGCUGCCGGGCUCUUUGAGCUCUACCUCACUCUGGCUGACACCCAGCGCUUCUGGAGCUGCAUCCCAGGCCGGGACAGCCGCUCCCUGGCCCUGGCCGGCAUCCACACGCCAUUCCUGCCUGCGGUGAAGCUCUGGCUGCAGGUGCUGAGGGAUCAGGCCAAGUGGCGGCUUCAGGGAGCUGUGGACGUGGACUCGCUGGAACCUGUGGACACAGCCUCCAAACACAGCAGCUCUGCGACCACCGCCAGCCUUUGCUUCAGCCACAUUCAGGAGCUUUGGGUCCGCCUGGCCUGGCCUGACCCUGCCCAGGCCCAGGGGCUGGGUACCCAGCUCAGCCAAGACAUGUGUGAGGCCACCCUCUUCUACACCGAGCUGCUGAGGAAGAAAGUGGACAGUCAGCCAGGGGCCGUGGGCGAAGUUGUGAGUGAACCGCUCUGUGUGGUGCUCAACAACGUGGAGCUGGUGCGCAGAGCCGCAGGGCAGGCUCUGAGGGGCCUGGCAUGGCCCGAAGGGGCCUCAGUGGUGGCAGGGGUGUUGCCCCGGCCUCUGCUCGGCUGCACGCAGGCUCUGGAUGAGGAUCUGCAACGUGAGGCCCGCACGGUGACAGCACACCUGACUUCCAAGAUGGUGGCAGACAUCCGGAAGUACGUACAGCACAUCAGCCUGUCCCCUGACUCCAUUCAGAACGACGAGGCUGUGGCUCCUCUAAUGAAGUACCUGGAUGAGAAAUUGGCCCAACUGAGUACCUCGCUGGUGAAAGAGAACCUGAACCGGGUGCUAGAGGCCCUGUGGGAGCUGCUCCUGCAGGUGGUUCUGCAGGCACUGGGUGCAAACAGUGACGUCUCCACUGACUUCUACGGGCGCUUCCACUUCACACUGGAGGCGCUGGUCAGUUUCUUCCAUGCAGAGGGCCAGGGCCUGCCCCUGGAGAGCCUGAGGGAUGGAAGCUACAAGAGGCUGGAGGAGGAGCUGCGGCUCCACAAGUGUUCCACCCGCGAGUGCAUUGAGCAGUUCUACCUGGACAAGCUCAAACAGCGGUCUCUGGAGCAGAACCGGUUCGGCCGCCUGAGUGUCCGCUGCCAUUACGAGGCGGCAGAGCAGCGGCUGGCGGUGGAGGUGCUGCAUGCAGCGGACCUGCUCCCCCUGGAUGCCAAUGGCCUAAGCGACCCCUUCGUGAUUGUGGAGCUGGGCCCACCACACCUCUUCCCACUGGUCCGCAGCCAGAGGACCCAGGUGAAGGCUCGGACACUGCACCCAGUGUACGACGAGCUCUUCCACUUCUCCGUGCCCGUGGAGGCCUGUCGCCGCCGCGGGGCCUGUGUGCUCUUCACUGUCAUGGACCAUGACUGGCUAUCCACCAACGAUUUUGCUGGGGAGGCAGCCCUGAGCCUGAGCGGGAUCAGCGGUGUCCUGAGGCCCCAAGUGGGAGCAAGGGCCAGCCAGCCAGUCACCCUGCACCUGCGCCGGCCCCGGGCCCAGGUGAGAUCUGCGCUGCGGAUGCUGGAAGGCCGGAACAACAAGGAGGCACAAGAGUUUGUCAAGAAACUCAAGGAUCUGGAGAAGUGCAUGGAGGCUGACCCCUGAGCACCCCAUCCCCAUGGUGCCCAUCCCCUCCCGCAUGACUGUGUGGCUG